AUAAUAACAACAUCUAGGGACGAAACCGCACAUUUCCCCUAAACCCCACAAAUUAAUCGCCCUCUCCUCGCAAAUAUAGCGGUUCAAUUUCAAAGAUUGUCACUGGCAGAGAGUCCGAUUGCACAGCAGGGAUCGGUGCCGGGGAAAGUUGAAGGCCGGGAAUACGACAAUGGCGUCCUCGUCCAGCAGCGGUUUAACGUUCAAGCUACACCCACUUGUUAUAGUUAAUAUAUCCGAUCACUAUACUCGGGUCAAGUCUCAGAUAAACCCUCCCGUUACCUCCACCGCUAAUACUGUUUCUAGCAGCACCAACGGCGCCGGCAAUGGUGUCAGCACUGCUGUUUCAGCUGCAACGCGGCCAACGAGAGUCUAUGGAUGUGUUAUAGGAGUGCAGAGGGGACGCACCGUUGAGAUUUUCAAUAGUUUUGAACUUCUCUAUGAUCCCAUCACCCACUCUCUACACCGAGGUUUCCUUGAGAAGAAGCAAGAGCUCUAUAAGAAGGUUUUCCCUCAUUUUUACGUACUGGGAUGGUAUUCAACGGGUAGUGAUGCUGAGGAAUCCGAUAUGCAUAUUCACAAGGCUCUGAUGGAUAUUAAUGAAAACCCUGUAUAUGUUCUACUCAAUCCUAUAAUCAAUCCAGCCCAGAAGGAUCUGCCUGUGACUAUAUAUGAAAGUGAGCUGCACGUCAUAGAUGGCAUUCCACAGCUUAUCUUUGUUCAUUCGAGUUACACGAUUGAGACAGUGGAAGCUGAAAGAAUAUCAGUUGAUCAUGUGGCACAUCUGAAGCCAUCUGAUGGAGGCUCUGCGGCAACUCAAUUGGCUGCUCAUCUUACUGGUAUGCAUAGUGCCAUCAAGAUGCUGAAUAGCAGAAUUAGGGUGCUUCAUCACUAUCUUGUUGCAAUGCAGAAAGGUGAAAUUCCUUGCGAGAACUCAUUAUUAAGACAAGUAUCAAGCCUUUUGAGAAGAUUGCCAGCCAUUGAAUCAGAAAAAUUUCAAGAUGAUUUCUUGAUGGAAUACAAUGAUACGUUAUUGAUCACUUACCUGGCCAUGUUUACCAACUGCUCAAGCACAAUGAAUGAGGUAGUCGACAAAUUCAACACUGCCUACGACAGGCAUAGUCGAAGGGGUGGACGAACUGCUUUCAUCUGAAGUUGCUGUAGUUGAUAACUUAAACUAGACAAAAAUCAUCUCGUAUUAUACCUAGACACUCAAAUCUAUCUCCAAUCAUGUUUGAACAAGUCCUCCAUUUAUAAUCGCAUACUCCCCACCUUUCAAUGUUAUUAUAUAUUAUAGAUGAAAAUAUUAUAUAAAAUUAUGGAUUUUUGAUAUUAUUUUGAUAUUAAAAUUUAAGGUUUGUUAGUUUGAUACAG
Messenger RNA from Manihot esculenta (cassava), 1371 nucleotides. RefSeq names its product COP9 signalosome complex subunit 6a. The transcript is spliced from 9 exons. The record is from RefSeq and is a predicted model, not a curated record. Bases 170 to 1150 code for a protein of 326 amino acids. Gene Ontology annotation, cellular component: COP9 signalosome. Gene Ontology annotation, molecular function: metallopeptidase activity; protein binding. Gene Ontology annotation, biological process: protein deneddylation. Lineage: Eukaryota; Viridiplantae; Streptophyta; Magnoliopsida; Malpighiales; Euphorbiaceae.